AUGAGCCCCGGGGGCGCAGGCUGCUCCGCCGGGCUGCUACUGACAGUCGGCUGGCUGCUCCUGGCGGGCCUCCAGUCAACGUACGGGAUCAACAUCACCGCGGUCCAGGAUCCCAGCUUGGCCAACGAGGGCGAGGGCGAGAACGAGGUCGAGGAGGAGGCUGAAAACGACAGCGAGGCCGAGAACGAGCCCCAGGCUGAGGCCGAGGAGGAUGUUUCAAAUAGGACAGUAGUCAAAGAAGUAGAAUUUGGGAUGUGCACCGUUACAUGCGGUGUUGGUAUAAGAGAAGUUAUAUUAACAAAUGGAUGCCCUGGCAGUGAAUCCAAAUGUAUCGUACGGGUGGAAGAAUGUCGUGGACCAGUCGAUUGUGGCUGGGGUAAACCAAUUUCAGAAAGUCUUGAAAGUGUUAGGCUAGCAUGUGUUCAUACAUCUCCUGUAAACCGUUUCAAAUAUAUUUGGAGACUUCUAAGGCCAGACCAACAGGCCAUUAUACUUGCAAAUGAUUCAGCAAUCCUGGAGGUUCACAGGGAUACUCACCCCAAGGCUUUUGAGUGUGAAACCUGGGAUAAUAAUGAAAUAGUAGCAUCUAUUAAAUUCACAAUCUAUACAACAACUGAAUUGCAGAUGAAAAGAUCAAGCCGACCAGACACUGAUGCAGUCCUAGUUUUUGUUCUAACCAUAGGAGUUAUUAUGUGUAUAUUCGUGAUCUUUCUACUGAUGUUCAUAAUUAUAAACUGGGCGGCAGUCAAAGAUUUCUGGGGGGCAAAAGCUUCGACAACUGAGAUACAGUCUGAGCUGAGUUCAGUGAGAUACAAAGAUUCAACCUGUGUUGACCAAUCACCAACAGAAAUACCUGGACAUGAAGAUGAUGCUUCAAGUGAAUGGAAUGAAUGA
This is a messenger RNA of Eubalaena glacialis (North Atlantic right whale), 894 nucleotides long. It is a transcript of the gene SPACA1, whose product is annotated as sperm acrosome associated 1. The coding region runs from base 1 to 894 and encodes 297 amino acids. The transcript has 7 exons. Lineage: Eukaryota; Metazoa; Chordata; Mammalia; Artiodactyla; Balaenidae. The record is from RefSeq and is a predicted model, not a curated record. Gene Ontology annotation, biological process: acrosome assembly. Gene Ontology annotation, cellular component: acrosomal membrane.